UUUUUUUUCAGAAAAUGAAUUGCGAAAUCUGCUCAGCCAAGUUCGUGAGUUCAGCCGCUCUGGACAGACAUACUGACACGGCUGGCGAGCAUAAAGACCUGCGGCCGUGCGAGCAGUGCGGCGAGAACUGUGCGAGCGAGGACGCGCUACAAAAGCAUGUGGAAGACACACAUUCGAAGGAGUCAAUUCGAUGUGAUGUGUGCUCGAUAUCGUUCCCGAAUACCGAAGCUUACACAACCCACGUGUCGCGCUCGCAUCUCCAGGAGAGGAUGGUCAUCAAGCAAUCGCGACAAUACCGCGAGUGGAAGAAACAGAAGACCCUCAUGAAGAAGACAGAGCUUGUAUGCGAGCAGUCACCCGGCGUGAAGAAGACAGAAGUUAUGUGCGAGCAGUGCGGAGACAAAUUCCCGUUCCCAUCGCAGCUGAAGCUACACCAACAAAAAUACCAUCAGGCUCUGAAGCCGUAUCUCUGCAAUGAAUGCGCGAAAGGCUUCUCAUCGAAGGCAGGUUUAGAGGACCACAUCCGCUCGCACACUGGCGAGAAGCCUUACAACUGUAAGCACUGCUCUCUCGCCUUUAGCAUGAGGGGUAACCUCAACCGACAUCAUAACACGGUGCACCUGGGCCUCCGCGGUUGCUUCGCGUGCGACAUCUGUGGGAGCACCGUCAGUACUAAGAGUUCGCUGCGGCUCCACAUCGAGACCAAACAUGGCGGCCGAGACUGGCCGAGGAGUCGCAAGCGGCAACAGGCACAGAAAUUAAAAGAGAAAUUAACCAUUAAUAAAGACAGAAAAUAA
This is a messenger RNA of Cydia fagiglandana, 797 nucleotides long. Its product is annotated as zinc finger protein 765-like. The transcript has 5 exons. The record is from RefSeq and is a predicted model, not a curated record. Lineage: Eukaryota; Metazoa; Arthropoda; Insecta; Lepidoptera; Tortricidae. The coding region runs from base 15 to 797 and encodes 260 amino acids.